Zerene cesonia (dogface butterfly) is the source of this 3637-nucleotide messenger RNA. Its product is annotated as nose resistant to fluoxetine protein 6-like. Gene Ontology annotation, molecular function: acyltransferase activity, transferring groups other than amino-acyl groups. Bases 154 to 2745 code for a protein of 863 amino acids. The transcript has 15 exons. Lineage: Eukaryota; Metazoa; Arthropoda; Insecta; Lepidoptera; Pieridae. The record is from RefSeq and is a predicted model, not a curated record.
CUGCAAGGAUGGCCGGCGGACAGUGAAAGUGUACCGCCGUAACUCUUAUGUCACUGCCCACAUUUUCGUCUCAGCACAGCCAGUCAGCAAGACGAUGCCGUCGCGCGCGCACCACUAACCCGCGUCCGAAUAUCAUGUGCAUAUAGCCUCACUAUGUCUCGUUUAGUGAUUAUACUAGUUCUGAGUGCCGCCUGCGUUUUCUGUAACGAAGCAAACGACAAAGGAAGUGCCCGCGAAGAGAAGCUACGAAGCGCUUUAAUAGAUGCCUUCCAGAAUAUAAAGAAAGCGUCCGACGGCCUGGAGGACGAUCUCAUCGGCUCCGUCAACCCCAAUUCGAGCCGAAACGAAAAAGUCAAAGAGGACUCGUUCGAUCUAUUCGCCGAUGAGGACGGAUUGAGUUUCAGCGAAGGAUUCGAGAAGGAAAGUCGAACCACUUCGAGCACGGAGAAGUCGCACAACGUGCAGCAUAUAAAAACAAUUAAAGCGGAGAAAACGACGUUGAUACCGAAAGAUAAAAGUGAGCCGAUUAGACCAAACAAUGAGACCAGAAUACCAAUGAAGUUGGAGAUUUCGAAUGACACGGAUCUCAUUGGAUUGGAGAGUUUACUGAGGAUCAUAGAUGGGGAGAUACUUGUGGCCCAGUGGAGCUCCCUGCGGAACACCGUGGAGGGACAGUGCAGGGACGAUCUGCAGGAGUACGUCGACGGGUUGAAGGAUAGGACCCUUUGGGCGUUGAAAAUGGAGGACGCGAGCGGACGGUACACCUCCAUGUUCUACUGGGGGAACAACUACUGGACCGGCUCCGCAGAGCUCUGCCAGAUCCUCAACGAACAGCACACCCCACGGUCUAUCAGCAACCGCAGCAGCGGUUCGCAGAUAUUCAACGACUGGCGCCAGGACGUAUCGAUGUCUGGUCUAGGGCCGCCCUUUGACACCGCCUUCUACAAUGUGCGGAUGGCCGUUACUACCGACCUGCACGACAUUAUUAAAACUCGUCGCACAAUCCACCUGGGCCUGUGCCUCCCGCGCGCCUGCACCCGCGAGCAAAUUGCAGACCUGGUGAACGGAGUACACGCGCCCCUCCUGCACCACAACGUGGUGACCGUCCGCUCGCCAGAACACGGGGGCUACUCUUAUAUCAACGACCCCACAUUCCAGAUAUUGCUCGGCGUAUCCUGCGUAGUUAGCGUGCUACUGAUCACGGCAACAAUAUAUGACGUCAUGAUCGCGCGGGAAGUUCGCGCGCGCCGCCGCCGCGUCAACAACAUGGCCGCCGUCGAGAACGGCAACACGCUGACCGGACUUGACGCUAUUACCGUCGCUAAAGGUAAAUCUAUGUACAACGUGAACAACAACAUUGCGAUAAACAGCAACAACUCUGAGGAGCGGCUGACCGGGGAAACCGCGUCAACUGAUGAAGAGAUCAAACUCAGUGUGUGGUCGGAGCUGCUGCUUUCCUUCUCCAUGAAAGCCAACAUACUGCAGAUCUUCGACCAGUCGGUCGGCUCCGACACGGUGCCCGUUGUGCACGGUCUCAGAUGCUUGUCUAUGGUCUGGGUCAUCUUUGGCCAUACGUGCAUUGUCGUAUUUAAGUAUGCUGACAACACGGCCCUGAGAGCUAUCCUGGAGAAGAGCUUCUGGUUCCAGCUCAUCAUCAGCGCGGUGUACAGCGUCGACACUUUCUUCUGUCUCGGCGGCAUGCUGGUCACGUUCCUGUACUUCCGCACGAACGCGAAGGGCAAGCUGGACCGGCUCACGAAGGGCCGGCGGAAGAUCACCGCGGGGCUGCUGCAGUUCUUCGGUCUGCUCGGAUAUCGGUUCGCCAGGUUGACGGCGCCGUACCUAUUCAUGCUGGGCGUGGUGGAGGUGACGAUGAAGUGGUUCGCGCACAACGCCGUGUUCGAGCCGCCCGCGCUGGACCACGAGACGUGCCCGCGCUACUGGUGGCGCAACCUGCUCUACAUCAACACGCUCUUCCCGGUCGACCAGAUGUGCAUGUUGUGGAGUUGGUACCUUUCAGACGACACCCAGUUCUACGCAGUUAGUGCAAUCUUACUUAUCCUAGCUACCAGCCACUUCAAGCUGUCAGUGAUCCUGACUGGGGUUUUCUUCGUAUCGUCCCUGUUCACGACGGGCUACGUGUCGUGGAGCAGCGAGCAUAUUCCCAACAGCGAGGAUCCGUUCACGCAGUUUGAUAAAAUCUACGACAAGCCCUGGACCCGGCUGGGACCUUACCUUGUCGGCAUGGCAACCGGCUGGAUCCUGUUCAAGACAAACUUGAAAAUUAGGAUGGGCAGAGUGUGGGCCGGCGCGGGCUGGGCGGCGUGCGCGGGCACGCUGCUGCUGCUGGUCUUCGGGCUGUACCGCGCGGAGCUGGGCGCGGCCAGCGCGGCGGCGCACAGCGCGCUCUCGCACUCGCUGUGGGCCGCCUGCGUGGCCUGGGUCAUCGUCGCCUGCUCCACGGGCUACGGAGGCUGGGUGCGAACCCUGCUGUCGGCGCCCGUGCUGUACCCGUUCUCCCGGGUGACGUACUGCGCCUACCUCGUGCACCCCGUCGUGCUGCGCUACGUCGCCAUGCACCUCACGCACCCCAUACACUUGGGCGAGAUGCUUGUGUUCGUACUUUUCCUGGGACUGACUGUGAUAUCCUACUUCCUCGCCUUCAUCAUAUCAGUAGCCUUCGAAGCGCCCAUCGUCACCAUGCUGAAAAUUGUAUCACCGCAGAAGAAACCCCACAGAGUGUAGACUACAUUACUCCACAAUACAUUGCUUUACAUGUUACAUGAAAAUCAUCAGUUCCAAUGAAUAUUGUAACCAACACAUGAAACAAUGUAUUAGUUUAACCCAAAAGUCGUAGUUUUAAUGUUUGAUCGUGGACUUAAAUGUCGUGUGAGGAGAAUACUGAAUAAGUUAUGUUAAGAGAGGAAUUGACUCGUGUAUGUGAAAGACGUUGUGACUCGUGUGACGUUGUUUUCUAUUUAUGUAUUUCUUUUAAAACUUUUAUAAAACGAUGUUUGGUGUUAGCCCAAGGCCACGCUUGUUGCUUUCCAAUGCACUAAUAGGGAAUAAAUCUCAUGAAACACAUCAAUUAAAUUCAAAAUAGUGCAAAAAGUCAUUUUAAGCCGACUUUGUACCUCUACACAUAAAAGAAAGUGUAAUGUGUAAUUAUAAUAUUUGGACUGACUUUUCUUAAAGACAGAAGUCCUGAGAUUAGCGCUUUUUUAAUAACAUGCCCAAUUGGCCUCGUGUUUCUGCCGCAGCGUGCGAAAUUAUAAAAUACUCGAUAGAACCGUGUUAAAUUAAAUUAUAAAAAUAUUAUUUAGAUUGUAAAUAUAUGUACAAAUAUUAUAAUUGUACUAAAUCGUGACGUUGUAUUUUCUUUUUAUUUACCUAUUUUAAAAACAUGUACUUAAUUUUAACAAAUAAAACAAAUAGACAAAUAGUUUAUAGUACUACAGAAACAUUCCGAAUGAAACAUUCCUAAACGUAUAAGUGUGUUAAUUAUUUGGUAAAAAAUUUCAAUAUAGGUAUAUGUUAAAAUGACGUGAGAUUUUUUCGAAAUUAUAAAAAUCCUUUCUUUGAAAGAAGGAAUAUGUUUUGCUCAAAUUACUAUUUUAUAAUUAUUAUGUAGAUAUAU